Molecule: messenger RNA, 3488 nt
Organism: Pelobates fuscus (common spadefoot toad)
Lineage: Eukaryota; Metazoa; Chordata; Amphibia; Anura; Pelobatidae
Product: neurotrypsin-like
Exons: 15
Coding region: 305-2791 (828 amino acids)
Biological process (GO): proteolysis
Cellular component (GO): membrane
Molecular function (GO): serine-type endopeptidase activity
Source: RefSeq, a predicted model, not a curated record
AAGCCUAGAGUAGAUCAGUGGGAGGAGAAGUCAGCUGAGAGCCCAGUGUAUUCACAGUGAAUCAGUGCUAGCCUGCACUUGCCUAGUGCCUUUCUCAAUGAUGACAAUUCUAAAGCUCUGCUAGGACCAAGGAUGCAGGCAUGCAGCUAUUAGACACAGUGUAUUUCAAAGCAGUAACACAGCAUUGCUAGUGCUGUCUGAGCCUGUACCACCACUGCUUUGUGAGCAGGACUUCAAUGAGGAGCUGACCCCAUUAAGAAUAAAGUGUCAGGAGCACAGCUGUAGCCCACCUUGCUUAGCAGAAAUGAGAACUGUGGGCAGACAAGGAGUGCUGGUCAUUUUCUGGAGUGUCUGUUGUCAUUUUGCACAUUGCCAGAAUAUUGUAAAUUCUCUGGACGGCCAAAAGCCCGUGCAAACUACAGGUUACAGUUUGUGUUCUGAUGGGAUGACUACCUUAGGAUAUUACAAUGGAUCCAUCUCUGUAACUGAGUCUGGGGCAGAUUGUCUGAAUUGGACAUAUUUUCCUGACUAUAUUCAGCUCUAUCCAGGUCAUGGGUUGGGGGACCAUAACUACUGCAGGAACCCUGAUGGAGGGGUUCUUCCCUGGUGCUUUUAUCGGCAAACCUCAGGGGUAAUCAGCUGGGCUCACUGUGAUUGCAGUCAUGGUGCUCUUCGACUGGUUCGUGGUAAGUCUAAUGAAGAAGGUGAAGUAGAGUUGUAUCUAAACGGGCUCUGGGGUACCAUAUGUGCCAAUCAUUGGACCGACUGGGACGCAACUGUGGUCUGCAGGCAGCUUGGAAUCAGUGAAAUUGGCACGGCGAGGAAGAGCAUUGGUUUUGGUUCUCUAAUGAACUCGGUCCACCUGCAAGCUGCAAACUGUCGAGGGGAUGAGAAGGCUCUGCUGCACUGCAGUUACGUCCCGGCACUGAACAAGGAAUGCAACUAUGGAUCAAUUGCUGCAGUUACCUGCUCUCCUCCUGAAGGUCUGACACCCCCGAUUAGGCUGGUGGGAGGGAAGGAACGGUUUGAAGGUCGAGUGGAAAUUUUUUAUCAAGGAAGGUGGGGAACAGUUUGCGAUGAUCACUGGGAUGAUAAGGAUGCAGAAGUUAUCUGUAGACAACUGAGUUUAAGUGGCAAGCCAAAAGCUUUGGUCUGGGCUCAUUAUGGUAAAGGAUCUGGUUCCAUACUCCUGGAUGAAGUUGAGUGUUUAGGAAAUGAGUCAUCUCUGGACUUGUGCCAGAAGAACGAAUGGGGGCAUCACAACUGUGACCAUAUUGAAGAUGCCGGAGUUUCUUGUGAUCCCUUUACUGAUGGCUUAGUCAGAUUAUUUAGAGGAAGCAAUGCUGGUGAAGGUCUGGUCCAAAUAUACUACAAAGGUGACUGGGGGUCCGUAUGUGAUGAUGGAUGGACAGUACUUAAUGCACAGGUGAUCUGCAGACAGCUUGGAUUCAGUGGUCCUUCUAUUGUGGCAUCAAAGGGAGAGUUUGGCCCAGGUGAAGGCUUCAUAUUUUUGGAUGAUGUCGUCUGCACAGGUCUGGAGCAUUCUAUUCUGGAAUGUUCACAUAGUAGCUGGGGUCAACAUGACUGUUCUCAUUCUGAAGAUGUUGGAGUAAAAUGUACAAAUGACAACAAUGAGAUCGUGGAAGAGCCCACUGGACCUCCUGUUCGAUUGGUGGAUGGAGAAAACACGAAGGAAGGCAGAGUGGAGGUUUUCCUCGAUGGCGAAUGGGGCAGUGUAUGUGAUGAUGGUUGGACAGACAAUGAUGCAGUUGUGGUGUGCAGACAGCUUGGUUACAGAGGUCUUGCCAAAGCAAGAACAAUGGCAUAUUUCGGUGAAGGACAAGGACCGAUUCACCUGGAUAAUGUAGAUUGCAGCGGGUCCGAAAACACCUUGGCAGAAUGCAACAAGCAGGACAGUGGAAUACAUAAUUGCUGGCACAAUGAAGAUGCUGGAGUUAUAUGUGACUACAAAGAGAAGAAAGUCAUCCAAAAAAAGAAUACAGGUAUAUCCGCAGUGUGUGGAAUCAGUCCUCUUCUUCAACGCAAGAAAAGAAUUGUUGGUGGAACCAAAUCAAUAAGGGGCAGUUGGCCAUGGCAGGCUUCAUUGAGGCUAAAGGGAUUCCCGAAAGAGUCUCGGUUACUGUGCGGUGCAACACUGAUAAGCAAUUGUUGGGUUCUAACAGCGGCUCACUGUUUCAAGAGGUUUGGUGUACAAGCCCAUCGCUACUCUGUUAGAGUUGGGGAUUACCACACUGGAGUGGAAGAUGAAUUCGAACGAGAGCUUCUUGUGCAGAAGAUUGUAAUUCAUAAGAACUACCAUUCGGGAAGCAUUGACAAUGAUAUUGCUCUAAUCAGAGUAAAGGGCAGGGAUGGGCACUGUUUGCCAUUCACUUACCAUGUCCUACCAAUAUGUCUGCCUGAGAAGAAGGAAAAGUCUGUCCAUCGGAAGACAUGCUUCAUUACUGGAUGGGGAGACACAGGAACAUCUUAUUCUCGGACGCUUUUGCAAGGUGAGGUUUCUCUUCUUCCCAAGGAGUCUUGUAUUUUGCAAUAUAAAGGCAAAUUUACAAGUCGGAUGAUCUGUGCUGGAAAUCUCUCGGAAGACCAACGGGUGGACAGCUGUCAAGGAGAUAGUGGAGGUCCUCUCAUGUGCCAAAGGCCAAAUGGACAAUGGGUAAUUGUAGGAAUAACAUCUUGGGGGUACGGAUGUGGACGAAAAGGCUACCCUGGAGUGUAUACCAACAUUAGUAAAUAUAGCUCUUGGAUAAAAAAGGUGGCAAAAUUGAAAUGAGAGACUGCAAUGUUAAUCCUCCACACAUAUGAGCCAUGCAAAGUAUUUUACCACAAAUAUAAUUUGUGAGCAAUAAGAGCUCUCCUACAUGCCUUAAGUUUCAGUUCUUGUGCUUUACUAUAAGGAAAACAAACCUGUGAAAAGGUCAUUAUUUGAGUGAGCAUUUGACUUCAGAACAUAGACCUACUACUUGGAAAACCUACACAUGGGUCAAUUAUUUUAGGCUGUGAGCAAGAUGUUUCCUUUUCUUAACUGGAAAAACCCACAGAAAGAACUGCAUAGGGUUAUAUUGUGUUUUUAAUGCAUGCUGACACAAAGGACUAAGUCUCCUUUGUCAAAGUAGAGAUAAUUUCAUGCAUUCUAAAAUCAAAACAUAUGAACAGAACUUUGUUGCAACAAAAACUGUGACAUUAAUUAAGAACCAACAGAACAAGUACAUUUACAGUGAACAUUUCACAUCUUGUGCCAAUUGUCAAUUAGAAAAGGUCAACCCAAUAGCUUGUUCGGGGUCACUAAUUUGUUAAGAACUUCUUGUGAAGGAUAUAUCAAUGUCAAAGAACACUCUAAACUAUGGUCCAAAUUCUAAUCCCCUAGACACAAUAUGAAGCAAAUAGGUAGAAUUGCUUAAGAUUCCAGGAGUUCUGAAAAGGGUCAUCACAAUUUGUUUUUAUAAUAAUCAGUGGAGAUAGUUGUAAUA